GAUACGCUUUGUUAUUUGAUAUAUAGGAGGCAUUAUUAUAUAUUAUUAAUAUAAUACUAUAAUAUAUAGAAGAUAUUAUUGUGCGUCUUAUCCUCACAAGAGAAAAACUCGGAGUGGGAGAGAGAAGAGCGCAGUUACGACACAAUAUCUACUUCCCUGUUGAUUCCAUUAGAAUAAGCUCUAUGAUUGGAUCUGAUGCUUUUGGUACAGACUACAUUAUAUAUUUUGAUAGCCAACAGUAAUCAAAAAGCUAGACGUGCUACUGGCUUCGUUGCUCGACACUCGAUUAUCAGACAUUGCUUACACUAGAGUCUGGUUGAGUGAUUAGACCGAACAGAAACAACUUGUUACGGCGAGCACAAGUUCAUUUUAGUGUCGUUGGCAGUUAUCGUUCGAACAUUCAGCCGUUAAUUCGGCGGGUAUCAAGUGCAGUGCGUAUCAUCAUUGGACACGCAAACAUAUAUACAAAAAAAGGAAAAAGAAAUCAAUUAGGAAAAAGAGAAAAGCUAUUUAACAAUAUAAGAUGAAGGAACAUCAGACCAUAGUUUCUGUAUUUAAUGUUGCAAUUGUUUUGUUGUUGGUCUCCAACAGUGCCCACAGCGAUUCUCGUCGAUCGUAUGAGGAACCCCGCGCUUCUUCAUCAGGAAAUUGGAAGUGGCCUCUAAAUCAAAAUAAUGCAAUGGGAGAAACCAGAUCUUUCACGAAGAUGAACACAGCUAAAAAUGGUAACAUCGCAUUUCUUGAUGAUUAUACCGCACUGAUACAACCGAGGGUGGGAUCAGUAAUACCUUCUUGUAAAGGGCAGAGCUAUUGUGAAGAUGUUCCGAAUUAUCCUACGAAUUUGGUGAAAGAUAUCAUUGCCAGAAAUCCACAUCUUGUAAAUUAUACUUCUGUUGACAUGAUAGAUAUGCUCAAACCCAGACUAGGAGAAGAUUCUGUUGAGACAGAAUCGUUCUGUGCAUCAUCUGAGCAUGUCGUCCUUCCGAAAACGGCGGAAAAUAUGAACAACGAGUGGAAGUAUAUCCUUAACAACGAAGAAUUGAAACAGGGAGUACGUAUAGAAAAAUGCAUUAACGAAGGCCAACGCUGCAGCAUAAAGGAUGGCAUAUCAAUGGGUUACGAAACCACAUGUAAACAAAAGUUCGUUUAUAAUCAACUCCUAGGCCUAGAGGAUGAUGGUUCGGUUGCCUACCAGCAUUUUCGGUUUCCAUCUAGUUGCUGUUGUCACGUCAAAUUCAUCGGCACUUCGAUACGGAUUGGCGGAAGAUUUUCUUCUCCAAAGGACAAUCCCAAUAAUCUGAAACAUUAAUAUAAAAAGUAACAUGGAUCUUAAUCAUCAGACAUUUAUUAUACGUUGCCUUAAAUGUUUUAAUAUAAUUUAUUCCCCAUAAUAUGAAAAGUGACAGAAAAUAUGAAUACAAAUAUAACAAAAUUUAAAUAUGGCGGGAAGACGAACGAAGAAGAUAUAAUAUAUGUGAAGUACGACAAAACAACAAAAAGCAACAGUUCUUUAGAAAUAUGUCCUGAAUCUUUUUAUUUUACCAAGAACUGUAUGAAUAAAUAAACCUUUUUAAAACAUCAAAUUUCCAUUACAUUUUGUAUUAAAUUUUUCCAAAACAGGAAUAAGAAUAUACAUAGUUAAACUCUUAUAAGUCGACCUUUUUCGCCUACGAGUGAAACAAUUAUAAAUGAUUGUAAUUGUUACUUUGAUGUAAAAUUUAAGAAUUAAUAACUGUAAUAAAGAGACAAUAUUGUAGCAAUGCAAUGUAUACUAAAUACUAAUAAUAGCAACUAAUAAAACACAGUAGCACAGUA
Molecule: messenger RNA, 1815 nt
Organism: Bombus pyrosoma
Lineage: Eukaryota; Metazoa; Arthropoda; Insecta; Hymenoptera; Apidae
Product: protein spaetzle-like
Exons: 8
Coding region: 524-1309 (261 amino acids)
Biological process (GO): innate immune response; regulation of Toll signaling pathway; central nervous system formation
Cellular component (GO): extracellular region
Molecular function (GO): Toll binding; growth factor activity
Source: RefSeq, a predicted model, not a curated record